Neoarthrinium moseri is the source of this 1071-nucleotide messenger RNA. RefSeq lists its product as uncharacterized. The transcript has 2 exons. The record is from RefSeq and is a predicted model, not a curated record. The coding region runs from base 1 to 1071 and encodes 356 amino acids. Lineage: Eukaryota; Fungi; Ascomycota; Sordariomycetes; Amphisphaeriales; Apiosporaceae.
AUGAUCGACAAGAACGAUUCACGAUACAAAGAGCGCUUGGCUCGUGCAGAGAAGUGGGCGCGAGAGAUAGAAGGAUCAGAAGAAGAAUCGGCUGAAGAAAGUGACACAAGCGUCACCGAUGAACGAAUCCGCGACCACAAAGGAUUAGGAGAACCCGGGAAAGCCCAAGUCAGCUCCUCGCAAGAGCCUCUCGACUCAGAAGGAGAGGAGACGGAAGACCCCGCAACUGUUACAACCUCUGCUCAGACACAUCAAAGAACAAUCUCGACAAAGCCCCCGACUCUCCCAAUUAAGUCUCCAUUGGCGGAGCACAAAGAACUCGAAUCUGGUCAAUUAGCGACAGCUUCUACGAGUCAAAGGCACGACUACACCGACUCGGUCCAUCUAAAUGACCAACCAGGGGGCUUCACCGCGGACAUGAAAGCUGACGACUCGUUUUCCAUUAUCACAAUAACAGGACGACUUAACGAGGACCAGCGCAAAGAUGUAGUCGAGCGCUUUGCCGGGGCUCUCGUAGACGAGUUGCUGAAGCACAUUGACCUAAAUGUAGGAACAAACUCAUCCCGUGCCAGCUGCAGAAAGGUUAUAUCUGAGGCAGUCGCGAAAUUCGCAUUAAGCAUUAAAGUCAACGUACACACUAAUGACGACAAACUCGGCGUCAAAGUUGUGUUUCGACUAAACGAGGAGAUAUCCACUAAAUGUGACAAACACUCGUUCGAAAUUUUGAAUCCUCUUGAGGAGUAUGGGAGGACGCCCGUGUUUACUGAGGGCGAACCAGAGAUUGGUUCACUGGAGAAGGUCGACGGUUGGACUACGUUGUUGUCGCCUCUUGAGCGUUCAGAGCAGGAGCAACACUCCAAUGUGACAUCUUUGCGGAGUUUCUCUGCAGUCCAUAGUGCCUCUAACUUGGACAUGCUACCCGGAAUACAAAUUACCAUCAGAAACCUGUAUCGAGGUUCGACCAACCCGGAGCUCACAGGCAGCCAUCUGACGGAGAAUGCGGCAUUCAGAGGUCUCACUGACCCUUUCAAGAAUGUCUUAGAAUUAUAUCAUAGUGAAAAACGAGCCUGA